Molecule: messenger RNA, 1587 nt
Organism: Terrapene triunguis (Three-toed box turtle)
Lineage: Eukaryota; Metazoa; Chordata; Testudines; Emydidae
Product: laminin subunit beta-1-like
Exons: 11
Biological process (GO): basement membrane assembly; substrate adhesion-dependent cell spreading; cell migration
Cellular component (GO): laminin trimer
Molecular function (GO): integrin binding; extracellular matrix structural constituent
Source: RefSeq, a predicted model, not a curated record
UCCCAGCGGCGAAUCCGCCCCGCACUUUCCCUCCGGCCGCUCGCCAACUUCGCCAACUUCGGGCCCGGGCAGAGCGGGGCCGAGCCGAGCCGAGCCGGGCCGGGCAGGGUGCAGAGGAGCCUGCGGCGAAGGACGAGCGGGACCCGAGGCUGCCCCGAUGAGGCUGUGGGGCUGGCUGCUGGCGGUGCUGGGGGGGGGCCUGUGCCAGCACCCCGAGCCCCCGCAUGGCUGCUCCAUGGGCAGCUGCCACCCAGUCACCGGGGACCUGCUUGUGGGCCGAGCGGAGCGGCUGAAAGCCUCCUCCACAUGCGGGCUGCAGGGACCCCAGCCCUACUGCAUCGUCAGCCACCUGCAGGAGGAGAAGAAGUGCUUUGUGUGCGACUCGCGCCGGCCCUACUCCCCCCUGGCCAACCCCGUCAGCCACCGCAUCGAGAACGCCGUCCCCUCCUUCCUCCCCCACCGCAGGAAGGCCUGGUGGCAGUCGGAGAACGGCGUGGAGCAUGUCACCAUCCGCCUGGACCUGGAGGCCGAGUUCCACUUCACCCACCUCAUCAUGACCUUCAAGACCUUCCGCCCGGCGGCCAUGCUGGUCGAGCGCUCGGCGGAUUUCGGCCGCACCUGGAAGGUUUAUCGCUACUUCGCCUAUGACUGCACCUCGGCAUUCCCCAGCGCUGCCCCCGCGCCCCUGCGCAGGGUGGACGAUGUCAUCUGCGAGUCCCGCUACUCUGACAUCGAGCCGUCCAGCGAGGGGGAGGUCAUCUACCGAGUCCUGGACCCAGCCAUCCCCAUCCGAGACCCCUACAGCCCGGCCAUCCAGGAUCUGCUGCGCGUCACCAACCUGCGGGUGAACCUGACCCGGCUGCACACGCUGGGCGACAACCUGCUGGACUCGCGGCGGGAGAUCCAGGAGAAGUAUUACUACGCCCUCUACGAGCUGGUGCUGCGCGGGAGCUGCUUCUGCUACGGCCACGCCUCCGAGUGCGCGCCCGCCCCCGGCGCCCAGGCCAACGUGGAGGGCAUGGUGCAUGGCAGGUGUGCCUGCAAACACAACACGCAGGGCCUGAACUGCGAGAAGUGCGACAGCUUCUACAACGACCUACCCUGGCGCCCGGCCGAGGGGCGCAGCACCAACGCCUGCAGGAGGUGUAACUGUAACCAGCACUCGCGCCGGUGCCACUUCGACAUGGCCGUGUACCUGGCCACGGGCAACACCAGCGGGGGCGUCUGUGACAACUGUCAGCACAACACCAUGGGCCGCAGCUGCCAGCUCUGCAAACCCUUCUACUACCGGGACCCCAGCCGGGACCUGCGGGACCCCGGGGCCUGCCGAGCCUGUGACUGUGACCCAGCCGGCGCCCUGGACGGCGGGAUCUGCGAUGCCCACGACGACCCAGCGCUGGGGCUCCUGGCCGGGCAGUGCCGCUGCAAGGAGCACACGCGGGGCCCACGCUGCGACCAGUGCCAGCCGGGGUUCUUCGGGCUCAGCGGGGACAACCCCCAGGGCUGCCAGCGUGGGUAUCUCCGGCCACAUGGCCAGCUGCCAUUCCCACCUCUGCCAACAGGGGGCGCUUGGGGGAGCUGGGUGGG